GGGGGAAGGAGAUGACGGACGGGGCGGCGCUUGAGGUAGUCCCCGAUAGUAGGGAUGAGCCCGAGGCAGCUGCAGCUCUGCAGCAGCAGGAGCGGCAGGAGCAGCAGGAGGAGCGGCAGGAGGAGCGGCAGGAGGAGCCCGAGGCUCCCACCAAGGCUCUGCGGUGGUGGGAGCAGCCGCCAUACGUCAAAGGACCGCCAGCAGGACACACCACCAGCACCGCCUCUAACAAACACGUAAGUGCGGCAGGAGGGGAGACCUCCCUCCCUCGAGGAAACACCCACACCACGGCACACCACACCAUCCAGUGCAGUGUGUCGGAUGUGUCGGAUGUGGUGGAUGGAUGGAUGGAUGGAUGGAUGGAUGGGCUCACAGGUGCACGUCGUAGAUGCUGACCAUGGUUCUGAGAGGAGCUACGGGACGAGCGAGGCGUCGGGGGCGGCCGGGGGAGGGGGAGGCGUGGGGGUGGGACCAGGACCAUCGGCUGCCAUGGGUGCCGGUGAUGGGGGAGACUGUACGGGGGAGAUGGCCGAUAGACGGGCAUACAGCGGGACGGUACCACACAUAAGAUAACACACACAGAGGGAGAGGGAGAGGGAGAAGCACCAUUGAACCGGUUUCCUUGGUGCACACAGGCUUCGCCUGCAGGGGAGGUGUCUGAGCGUUCCGGGGUGUCGCACACCACAUCCGCCACAUCCGCCACAUCCGACACGACAGAGGUGAGUGGCAGAGAGCACUAGCACGGCCUGCACCUUCUCUUAUGGUGUGCGUGUGUGUGUGUGUGAGCAGGAUAGCUACAACUUGCUGGACCUCCGCAACGCCGACAACUUCACACCCAGUGAGUAGGACAGCAUAGAGCAGGCAACGAACACCCCCACCCCUCCCUCAAUCCAUCCAUCCAUCCAUCGUGGUGCCUGCGCCAAUUCGUGCAGAGGAGAUCGACAUCCGCAAUCAGCUGCUGGACGUCAUCAAGAUGGGCCCCAGCUACAUCGACGCCGCCCAGGCCGUCCUCGUCGCCAGUAUGCGCUACGUUAGCACCGUCGCCGACAGCACACAGGACGACAUAGUCAAGCUCGAGCAGCUCUACCAUCGGCACACACACCCACACAUCCACAGGGGGAAGGGCAUGAGCAUGGAGGCGUUCAAGCAAACAAGGAACGAGGUGAUCGUCUCGGCGACGAGGCGGGCGAUAGACAAGCUGCGGGGGCAAAAGGCGAAAGCGAAGGCGACAGACAACAAUGCUGGCCGAGAGGAGGGGGAUGGUGGAGAGGGUGCGGGGGCGGGGGCGGGGGAGGGAGAGUGGGACCAGGAGGAGUGGGACAGAGCCAGGGGGCGGAGGGGAGGAGGAUACGGACCUAGCAAUGGUGGGUGUGGAUCGGCGAGACUUCACCACACCACGCCACGCCACGGCCCAACUCACGCCGAACUCAUUCCUCUCUCCGCCUCUGUCCAUGUGUGCGUUGUGUGUCCGUGUGUGUGUCCGUGUGUCCGUGUGUGUGUGUGUGUGAGUGUGUGCAGGUAGCAGAUACCCUCGUCGCAGUGAGCGCUUCGAGCCCUAUGGCAGAGGGAGAGGGAGAGGGGGAGGCCGCUACAGGUGACAGCAGACGACACCGUCCAUCCAUCAGUAUGUCUGUGAGCAAAAGUGUGUGUGUGUAUGUGUGUAUGGGCAGCAGUAGGUCGCCGCGUGAUGACGCAGAAGACUAUGAGCAUGAGCAAACCCAGCAGCAGCGCGCCGCAGUCAACAACAUGCCACCGUACGCUGCAAACAAACAUUGGAUGGACACAUCACAUCAAGGAAUGAACGAAAGACGCGACAAGUGGCUGUGUGUGCACUGCACUGACUGCAGUGGCCACGUGCCGUAUUGCCCACCUCCGCCGCCGCCGCCCUCGAUCUCGAUGAUGACUGGUGUGGGUGCCGCCGGAUAUGGGAGUGGCGGGUCAGUGAGGGAGAGGGAGAGAGAGAGAGAGGGAGGGAGGGAGGGAGGGAGGGAGAGGGGGAGACUUUGAGACACACACACACAAGAGGACCCCCACAGAGGCUCUCUCCCUGUCUGUCUCUCUCUUUGUCCCUCAUCAUUUGUUCAGGAGGGUGAGAGGGGACUUUGUUCCGCCCCCACCACCGGCACCAGCACCAGGCUGCUACAAGUAACCGAAGCAUCCAUCCAUUCAUUCAUCCAUCAUCCAUUUAUCCAAUUCUCUCGUUCAUACUGCCUGCCUCCAUCAAGUGGGUCGCCCCCCAUGGCACCAGGAGGCUUCGCUGCGAGCCCGACUUACCACUACCUUCGCCAGACUCCCACACACACAUACGCGGCGACACACACACACCUCAUGGGGCCGCCGCCAAUGUCAGCGCCGCCAACACCCACACACACACACACACAGUGUGUGGGCUGUCGGGGGAUGAGUGUGUGUUGGUUCGCUGUGUUGGUGCACUGGCAGGUUUGCGCCUCAUGCGCCUCGGAUGCCGGCUGGCGUGUAUCGACCGCCCCAACCACCAGGCGCACCUAUGAUCCCUGGGUGAGUGAGUGAGUGGGGGGCUGGGUGGGCAAGUCGAUGGCGACACACAAACACAUGCAUGGGGUCCAUGUGGUGGUUGGUGUGUGCGUGUGUGUGUGUUGCAGGGGGCCGGGUGUGCAGUUCGGCAUGGGGCGACCACCACCCCCUAUGCCGUGAUUGACCGACGACGGAGGACGAGUAGUCGACCGAGACAGACAGACAUAUACACAUAGAUAGCGCAC
Messenger RNA from Vitrella brassicaformis, 2738 nucleotides. Lineage: Eukaryota; Vitrellaceae. The record is from the annotation of a GenBank genome assembly.